AUGGCCUCAUCCAAGAAUGUGGUUUUCGACAUCGUCGGCACACUCGUCAGCUACGAUCACCUCUACAAUGCAAUCGAUAGUCGCCUAGGCGACCGUCUUCGCGCUGAAGGAAUCAAGCCCUGGCUCCUUGGUUCCGCAUGGAUGGAAACUGCCGAACGCGAAUAUACCAAUCUGAGUAUCUCGGGAAGAUAUCGCCCCUAUGCAGAGGUAUUUGAAUCUCUCUUCUACCGCGUCCUUGGAAUGAUGGGUGGAGUUAAGGCCCCGCGCGCUUUUGCUUCUGCUGAGGAUCUCGCGUAUAUCAUGCACGAGUAUCAGUCUCUCACUAUGCGUCCUGGUGCGGCGGAGUGUGUGCAGAAGCUUCGGGAUGCUGGGUUUACGGUCUGGGCGUUUACGGCUGCAGAUCUAAAGAGAGUUGGAGGCUAUUUUCAGAAGGCUGGAAUUGAAUUACCAGCAGAGAAUUUGAUUUCUUGUGACUCUGUUGGGGUUGGGAAGCCUGAUUUGGCUGCUUAUGGACCUUUGUUGGAGAAGUUGACUUCGGAAAAUGAGGGUAAGAUCCCGUGGUUUGCUGCUGCUCAUAUGUGGGACGUUUCCGCUGCUCGCAGGGCUGGUUUCAAGGGGGCAUAUUGUACUGUGCUCGAGCAGGAGGCGUUGACCAACUUAUUUGGAGAUAUGGAUGUCAUUGAUGGUACUUUACCUGGGAUGGCUGAGAAAAUCAUUGCCCAUCAAGCAGGGAAAUUAGAGAAUGAGUACGGUCAUCGCUGUCAACAGCAGGGAGUGUGA
Molecule: messenger RNA, 780 nt
Organism: Penicillium odoratum
Lineage: Eukaryota; Fungi; Ascomycota; Eurotiomycetes; Eurotiales; Aspergillaceae
Exons: 2
Coding region: 1-780 (259 amino acids)
Source: RefSeq, a predicted model, not a curated record